AUGGAACCACUGUGGAGACGAUUAUUUAAGUUGCUCAAAAUCCUCCUGCCGCAUAUGGAAGCCCGGUUAAAACCGCUACUCUACGAAUUAUCGAACACGCACGAGUAUGACGAUCGAUUCACGAAAGAGGGGCAGCUGUGGACAAACUAUCCGGAUGGGUUGAAGACACGGUGGUCUUUUUCCGCAGCAGUACUCUACGCGUUGACGGUGAUCACCUCGACUGGGUACGACCAUGUGACCCCUUCCACAGAUCCCGGCCGGAUAUUUACCGUAUUUUUCGGGUUACUCGGGAUUCCACUGAUGUUCAUCACCGCCGCCGAUAUCGGAAAAUUCCUGUCGGAGAUUGUGAUACGGUCCUACGCGAAGCUUCUCCAAAUCUGGGAAUGGGUCUCCAGUGUGAUAGAAGCCAUCCGGGACCACCUAUUUGCGUCUGAUGUCGAUUCGAUCGAUUCUGUACAGUUGAAAAAGAACCGACGGCGGCAAACGGACGAAGAGGGAAAUUCAGAAGACGAGGAUGAACGGUUACAACUUCCGAUCGCCUCCUAUUUCGCGCUGAUCAUCGGGUACUGUUGCAUCGGUAGUUUGCUGUUCAAUGCAUUUGAGAAGGGACCGAUAUGGUCGUUCGUCCAUGGUCUCUUCUUCUCUUUCAACACAAUUACGACAAUCGGCCUCGGGAAUAUCUACGUGAAGAGUCAUUGGUAUUUGGCGCUAGUCGUCGUGUACGUCAUCAUUGGUUUGGCUGUGAUUACGGCGUCCCUCGAUCUAUGCUCUUCCACGUUGAAGAGAACGUUCACUAAGCUCCACUACUUUGGACGAAAAAUCCGCGGAGCACGUGGUCGAUUCGCGCACAUGUCGGACGAUAUUCGGGAAGCGAUGCGAUUGAUAGCAGCCUUGAAGAAGACGAGAGCUUCAAAGGAUCGGAUAACACUCGAAGACCUCCGGCGAUUCUUGGAAGUCCAAGAACACCUUCGAAAAUCCCCAUUCGUGCCCCACAAUGUUCAUCUACUGCGAUGGAUCGAAGAUGCGUAUGCCCAAUAUAUGGACGAUUACUCACUGAAUGCACGGCCGCCAAUAUCCCCGCUCGCUCAUAAGAUGUCGUCAUCGGAUCCGAUGCUCUUUUUC
Molecule: messenger RNA, 1122 nt
Organism: Mesorhabditis spiculigera
Lineage: Eukaryota; Metazoa; Nematoda; Chromadorea; Rhabditida; Rhabditidae
Source: the annotation of a GenBank genome assembly